ACCCGGCGCGCUCUUCCGCCGCUGCACCGCUGCGGGGUCGGUUGGCCGGCGGUGGCUGGAGAGCGGGAUCCGCUCUGCGCGCGAAUGAAUGGGCGUCCGGGGCACGCGCGCGCUCGGGGCUGAAGGGCAUUAGGACCGUGAGGAUCGCUCGGCGCUCCUGUCUCUCCUAUCACCCCCCCCCCAACCUUUCUCCUUUUUCUGCUCUGCAGGACUGAGCAGCCAGGCGCGAGCGAAAACAAACAGCUGGGGCUCCGAGCGCCCCCGCGGCCCCAAGAGUACGCCGGCCCCGGCCCCCAUCCAGGGCGCCUGUCCGCCUACAAUGAGGAAGAUCCGCGCCAAUGCCAUCGCCAUCCUGACCGUAGCCUGGAUCCUGGGCACUUUUUACUACUUAUGGCAGGACAACCGAGCCCACGCAGCAUCCUCCGGCGGCCGGGGCGGGCAGAAGGUCGGCGGAAGGCCGGAGCAGCUCCGUGAGGACCGCACCAUCCCGCUCAUUGUGACAGGAACACCUUCCAAAGGUUUUGAUGAGAAGGCGUACCUGUCAGCCAAGCAGCUGAAGGCGGGAGAGGACCCCUACCGGCAGCACGCCUUCAACCAGCUGGAGAGUGAUAAGCUGAGUCCUGACCGGCCCAUCCGUGACACUCGCCAUUACAGUUGCCCGUCCGUGUCCUACUCCUUGGACCUGCCGGCCACCAGUGUCAUCAUCACCUUCCACAACGAGGCGCGCUCCACUCUCCUGCGCACAGUGAAGAGUGUCCUCAACCGAACUCCUGCCAACUUGAUCCAGGAGAUAAUUUUAGUGGAUGACUUCAGUUCAGACCCCGAGGACUGUCUGCUCCUGACCAGGAUCCCCAAGGUCAAGUGUCUGCGCAAUGACCGACGAGAGGGGCUGAUCCGGUCCCGAGUUCGCGGGGCAGAUGUGGCCACAGCUGCCAUCCUCACCUUUCUGGACAGCCACUGUGAAGUGAACACCGAGUGGCUGCAGCCCAUGCUGCAGCGGGUGAAGGAGGACCACACCCGUGUGGUGAGCCCCAUCAUCGAUGUCAUCAGUCUGGAUAAUUUUGCCUACCUUGCAGCAUCUGCUGACCUUCGUGGAGGGUUUGACUGGAGCCUGCAUUUCAAGUGGGAGCAGAUUCCUCUUGAACAGAAGAUGACUCGGACAGACCCCACCAGGCCCAUAAGGACACCUGUCAUAGCUGGAGGAAUCUUCGUGAUUGACAAGUCCUGGUUUAACCACUUGGGAAAGUAUGAUGCCCAGAUGGAUAUCUGGGGGGGAGAGAAUUUUGAGCUCUCCUUCAGGGUGUGGAUGUGUGGUGGCAGUUUGGAGAUCGUCCCCUGCAGCCGCGUGGGCCAUGUCUUCAGGAAGCGGCACCCCUACAACUUUCCUGAGGGCAACGCCCUUACCUAUAUCAGGAAUACCAAGCGCACUGCGGAGGUGUGGAUGGACGAAUACAAGCAGUACUACUACGAAGCGCGGCCCUCGGCCAUUGGAAAGGCCUUCGGCAGUGUAGCCACUCGGAUCGAGCAGAGGAAGAAGAUGAACUGCAAGUCAUUCCGCUGGUACCUGGAGAACGUGUACCCAGAGCUCACGGUCCCUGUGAAGGAAGUGCUCCCUGGCAUCAUUAAGCAGGGGGUUAAUUGCUUGGAAUCCCAGGGCCAGAACACAGCUGGUGACUUCCUGCUUGGAAUGGGGAUCUGCAGAGGGUCUGCCAAGAAUCCCCAGCCAGCCCAGGCGUGGCUGUUCAGUGACCAUCUCAUUCAGCAGCAGGGGAAGUGCCUGGCUGCCACGUCCACCUUAAUGUCCUCCCCGGGGUCCCCGGUGAUACUGCAGAUGUGCAACCCAAGAGAAGGCAAGCAGAAAUGGAGGAGAAAAGGAUCUUUCAUCCAGCAUUCAGUCAGUGGCCUCUGCCUGGAGACGAAGCCUGCCCAGCUGGUGACCAGCAAAUGUCAGGCUGAUGCCCAGGCCCAGCAGUGGCAGCUGCUGCCACACACAUGACGGUAGCCCUGGGGCCUCCUGUACAUUUUGCAUGAGACUUUGGGACUGGAAGGGUGGGGGAGAGCAGAGUAGGCCAUUUCCAUCCCCUCACAUUUCUGCCAGUAUUAUCAGCAAACGCCUCACCACCACACACGUUUCUCCAAAGCUUGUUUGAGGAGGGUGCAGGGGGCAUGCCUCGAUACCCUCUGUACCAUCUCAGCCUUGCACGGGGAGAGGAGAUGGUCAGGGUGCUGGACUGUUGCUGGGCAGAAACUGGCAGGUGCCCCUGGCCCUUUGUCCUCUCCCUCGAUGCUUCUUGGUGCCCAGACUGGUGUGUGGGCCCUCCCCUUGUUGCCUGAGGAGGACAAGACAGCAGCUCACUCAAAGAGUCCAGAGGCCUGCCUGUGGAACAGGCAUGAGAGGAGAAAGUGGGCAAUGUGGAUGGAGAGGCCUAAAGCUGGGAACAGAAGGAAGGAGAGGAGAGGGGCCGGUGAGGGCAGGCAGGAGGGGACCUGUCAGAGAGCCAGACCCAGGGAAUGCUGGGUGGGGUAUGGGAGGGAUGAGAGCUUGGGGGCAGAGCAUGGAUAUUUUGUAAGAAAACAUGGGUGGGAGAGCAGAAAGCAUCAGAAGACCAGGUCUCGUAGCCAGGAUGUUAUCCUGCCAUGCUUCUCCAACCCCAGGGUACUCACAUCCUUAGCAAGAGGCUGCAGAGGGACCAUUAGCGGAAGACUUGUGGAGCACAGUUAUUAAACAGACUCCAUACUUUUCUGGCCCAAUGUUUGAUUGAGAACUCAGUCUUGGGCCUUAAUGCCCAGUCCCUCUCCCUCACCACCGGGGCCCAAUGGGAGGAUGCACAGCCCAUUCCUCCUUUGUAAUUUUCAAUUCUUGUUUUCUCAAAGAUCUCUGCCAAUCCAGCAUCACGGGUCAGAGUGUCUGGGAGGAAUGGGACCUCCUUUCUGGAGCAUGAACUAAGUCAUCAGGGGCUAAACUACUAAGGCUAAACCUCAUCCUCAUUCCACUCCCUGUGAUGGGAGGGAUUAUCUCAAAGGCUCAGCUACUGCACUGUCCUGGGAGGCUGGCUGGUGGCUGCUGUUUGUGUAGAUAACCUUUAGAUCCUUCUCACAGCCCCUGAGAACUACCACAUCUAUCCCAUGGCCUUGUCUUGCCACCUCUGCUGUUCCCUUGCCCUUUCCCCUCAUCCCACUAGCUCAGGCAGUGUGGGCAAAAGACUAUUGGAACCAGGAUCCCUGGGGGUCUCCUUCCCAAAGCAAACCGGUUUGGGGUGGACACAUCUACCCUAGAAGCCCCUAGUCUUUCAUAGACUUGUAAUCCACAUACCCGUAGGGAGUUUAUGGAUUCCAGAGGGUCUAGGAAUUUCCAGAAAUUGUCUCCCAAAUAUUGCAUAUAUGGGCAUAUAUGCAUUUUCCUGGGGAGAGAGUUCAUGGGUUUCCCCAGGUUCUUAAAGAGGUCCCUGAUCCCCAAAGGGUCAGAACCUCUGCUCUGGAUUGGAGUCACUGUCCAUCUGACCUGCCUUCUGACUCGUCAUCUGACUCAGUCUCCCUCCCUGGUGUGCCCAAACUGCAAUGGCCUACUCCCUCUACAUGGCCCACUCCCUCUACAUGACCCGUGGGUCAGAAGCCAAGUGUCCAUGCUCUGAGGUAGCCACUCUGGAGGGUUCGCCAGCAAUUUCCUCUCACCUCCUGACUCUCACCAGCGUCCUCUGGGCAAUGCUCAACCACAUGCCCCCUGGACUCACUGGCGCAGGCAGGCUCUUUGCCCCCAUGGCCACACUGCUCCAGGCCUCUGUUGUGAUGUUUCAUCAAUGUCAUCUGUGGGCCUCGGAUCCCCUGUUCAACCAGGAGGCCUCCUGCCACAGCUUAGGACAGAAUUGGGACAAGGGCAAAGGCAUCUCCCUAGAAGAUGGACUAAAAGGCCUGGGCCAUGCUCGUGUGUGGACCUACAGCAAUGGGGAACGCGGGCUGCUUUUCUUAAAUGUAAGAGGACCACUGCUCAGGGGGCCUUUGAGAGUGUCUCACUCUACACCAGGCCCUGCACUGGUCAGCUGUCCUUUGUGGUGAUUCAGCCCUAUUCUGGUUUUGCUUUUCCUCUUCUUGACCAAAGCAUGUGCCACUACCUGUCCUUGAGGACCUUGUCUUUAUGAAACACACACCUGGAAUAAAACCACUUCUUACAUGUU
Otolemur garnettii (small-eared galago) is the source of this 4172-nucleotide messenger RNA. It is a transcript of the gene GALNT16, whose product is annotated as polypeptide N-acetylgalactosaminyltransferase 16. The transcript has 15 exons. The coding region runs from base 320 to 1996 and encodes 558 amino acids. NCBI's taxonomy places the organism in Eukaryota, Metazoa, Chordata, Mammalia, Primates, Galagidae. The record is from RefSeq and is a predicted model, not a curated record. Gene Ontology annotation, cellular component: Golgi apparatus.